Messenger RNA from Aspergillus fischeri NRRL 181, 246 nucleotides. RefSeq names its product ATP19 family protein. The transcript is spliced from 2 exons. Gene Ontology annotation, biological process: proton motive force-driven ATP synthesis. The record is from RefSeq and is a predicted model, not a curated record. The coding region runs from base 1 to 246 and encodes 81 amino acids. Lineage: Eukaryota; Fungi; Ascomycota; Eurotiomycetes; Eurotiales; Aspergillaceae.
AUGGUUGUCUACUACCAGAUUGCCGGCAAGCAGGUCGGCUCCCACGUCCUCGCCAUGGGCGUCAUGGGCACCCUGUUCGGUGGUAUCUACCUCUCCACUCGCGGUGGUGGUCAGAAGAAGCAGGCUACUCCUCCCAUUCAGGCCUCUUCCAAGGACGAGGAGAAGUUCAUCCAGUAUGUUUGCGUCCACCCUAGACAUAUGUUGUCCAACGUUGCUGUUCCAAUGACCCCCAACAAUCUCCAAUGA